AUGAACAACAUUGACGACGAAUAUGAACGGUUUGUAGAACAUCUUUACGACUCUACGAGGAAAGCGAAGAGUUUCAAAACCACCAAGAGACGCCAGCCUCCGAAAACUCUGAAGCUGAUACCUCAGCGUGGAGCUGCACGAGCUGCAGGCAACCAAGAACUCACAUACGAACUCGCAUGGCUUUGCAGAGAGGCGUUAAAGGAAGAGCUCAAACAGAGAAGAGCAGAAGUGCUGGAUGAAGCUGCAGAGGUGGGACAGAUCAUUCGCUAUGCCCGUCAGAACUUCGCUAAUCGUAAAACAAUAAUGACUCCUCUCCGGACCACAGAUGGAACAACUACAGAAGAGGGACAGAAAUAG
Molecule: messenger RNA, 357 nt
Organism: Necator americanus (New World hookworm)
Lineage: Eukaryota; Metazoa; Nematoda; Chromadorea; Rhabditida; Ancylostomatidae
Exons: 1
Coding region: 1-357 (118 amino acids)
Source: RefSeq, a predicted model, not a curated record